This is a messenger RNA of Propithecus coquereli (Coquerel's sifaka), 1701 nucleotides long. It is a transcript of the gene CYP26B1, whose product is annotated as cytochrome P450 26B1. NCBI's taxonomy places the organism in Eukaryota, Metazoa, Chordata, Mammalia, Primates, Indriidae. Gene Ontology annotation, molecular function: heme binding; iron ion binding; oxidoreductase activity, acting on paired donors, with incorporation or reduction of molecular oxygen. Gene Ontology annotation, biological process: sterol metabolic process. Bases 4 to 1542 code for a protein of 512 amino acids. The record is from RefSeq and is a predicted model, not a curated record. The transcript has 6 exons.
AACAUGCUCUUUGAGGGCUUGGAGCUGGUGUCGGCGCUGGCCACCCUCGCCGCGUGCCUGGUGUCCGUGACGCUGCUACUGGCCGUGUCGCAGCAGCUGUGGCAGCUGCGCUGGGCUGCCACCCGCGACAAGAGCUGCAAGCUGCCCAUCCCCAAGGGUUCCAUGGGCUUCCCGCUCAUCGGAGAGACCGGCCACUGGCUGCUACAGGGUUCUGGCUUCCAGUCCUCGCGGAGGGAGAAGUACGGCAACGUGUUCAAGACGCAUUUGCUGGGGCGGCCGCUGAUACGCGUGACGGGCGCGGAAAACGUGCGCAAGAUCCUCAUGGGCGAGCACCACCUCGUGAGCACCGAGUGGCCUCGAAGCACGCGCAUGCUUCUGGGGCCCAACACGGUGGCCAACUCUAUCGGCGACAUCCACCGCAACAAACGCAAGGUCUUCUCCAAGAUCUUCAGCCAUGAGGCCCUGGAGAGCUACCUGCCCAAGAUCCAGCUGGUGAUCCAGGACACGCUGCGUGCCUGGAGCAGCCACCCCGAGGCCAUCAACGUGUACCAGGAGGCGCAGAAGCUCACCUUCCGCAUGGCCAUCCGGGUGCUGCUGGGCUUCAGCAUUCCCGAGGAAGACCUUGGGCGCCUCUUCGACGUCUACCAGCAAUUUGUGGAGAACGUCUUCUCCCUGCCUGUCGACUUGCCCUUCAGCGGCUACCGGCGGGGCAUUCAGGCUCGGCAGACCCUGCAGAAGGGGCUGGAGAAGGCCAUCCGGGAGAAGCUGCAGUGCACCCAGGGCAAGGACUACUCGGACGCGCUGGACAUCCUCAUCGAGAGCAGCAAGGAGCACGGGAAGGAGAUGACCAUGCAGGAGCUGAAGGAUGGGACCCUGGAGCUGAUCUUCGCGGCCUAUGCCACCACCGCCAGCGCCAGCACCUCACUGAUCAUGCAGCUGCUGAAGCACCCCGCCGUGCUGGAGAAGCUGCGGGAGGAGCUGCGGGCCCAGGGCAUCCUGCACAGUGGCGGCUGCCCCUGCGAGGGCACCCUGCGCCUCGACACGCUCAGCGGGCUGCGCUACCUGGACUGCGUCAUCAAGGAGGUCAUGCGCCUCUUCACACCCAUCUCCGGUGGCUACCGCACGGUGCUGCAGACCUUUGAGCUCGACGGUUUCCAGAUCCCCAAAGGCUGGAGCGUCAUGUACAGCAUCCGGGAUACCCACGACACAGCACCUGUGUUCAAAGACGUGAACGUGUUCGACCCCGACCGCUUCAGUCAGGCACGGAGCGAGGACAAGGACGGCCGCUUCCAUUACCUCCCGUUCGGUGGUGGUGUCCGGACCUGCCUGGGCAAGCACCUGGCCAAGCUCUUCCUGAAGGUGCUGGCGGUGGAGCUGGCUAGCACGAGCCGCUUCGAGCUGGCCACCCGGACCUUCCCACGCAUCACCCUGGUCCCCGUUCUGCACCCCGUGGAUGGCCUCAGCGUCAAGUUCUUUGGCCUGGACUCCAACCAGAACAAGAUCCUGCCAGAGACCGAGGCCAUGCUGAGCGCUACCGUCUAACGUGCUCCGGCCACAUCCGCCUCAGCCCAGCCCAGGCGUCGGGUGGGGGUGAGGGGAGGUAGAAACCUGUGUGUGGGAGGGGCUGAACCUGGGGAGGGUGAGCAGCCCCCCUACUUGCCCUGCCCAGCCCCCCUCCCUGGCAAACCCCGCCCAAAGCCA